AUGCUGAACAAAGCACUUCGAGUUCAGAACAUCGACAUUCUCUUCGCGCUUCGAUUUCUAAUCGUCGACAUUCACAACCAGCUCAUCAAAGAAUCGUCAAACACAAACGUCAGUCGAUUAUAUCGAGGUCAAGUGAUGUCAAAAGAUGAACUUGCUCGCAUUCGUUCAAGUAUUGGCGAAUUCAUCUCGAUAAACUCCUUUCUAUCCACAACUCGUAGUCGGAACAAGGCACUUGAAUUUGCUCAAAGUGCUCAGUGUGAAGUUCAGUAUGAAUGUGUUCUCUUCAAAAUCAAAGUUGAGAGUCGAAUAAAAGCAAAACCGUUUGCCAAUAUUUCUCGACUGAGUUAUUUCCCUGGUGAGGAAGAAAUUCUGAUUAUGCUCGGUUCGAUCUUUCGACUUGAAAGUGUUCACUUUGACAAAGAACAGCAAAUCUGGGUGGCUGAUUUAGAUUUACGCAACGAAGAUGACCAUGAUCUGAAACAAGUGUUUGACCAUAUGAAGAAAGAAAUGGGGAGUGAAACCACUCUCAUUUCACUUGGAAAUUUGUUCCGUGUAAUGGGUGACUUGGACAAGGCCGAAAAGUAUUAUCAACGGUUGUUAAAUGAGCUGACAGUGGCCGAUUCCGUCAUUCCUUACUGUUACGUAGGACUGGGUAAUGUUGCCAGCGAGAAGGGUGAAUAUGCUUUAGCUUUGGUCAAUUACGAUAAAGCAUUGAAAAUAUUCUUAAAAGCCCUUCCACCCGAUCAUCCUGAUAUCGCCGAAACCUAUAACAAUAUCGGUCUUGUGCAGUGGUACAAAAGUGAAUAUGAUUUAGCUUUGAUGAAUUAUGAAAAAGCAUUGAAAAUCUUCUUAAAAAUUCUUCCACCCAAUCACCUUCAUAUCGCCCAAACAUACAACAAUAUCGCCAUUGUACAAGCUGAUAAAGGUGAACAUGAUUUAGCUUUGAUAAAUAUGGAAAAAGCAUUGAAAAUCAGAGUAAAAGCUCUUCCACCCGAUCACCCUGAUAUCGCCCAAACAUAUAACAAUAUCGCUGGUGUACACCAAAACAAAGGUGAACAUGAUUUAGCUUUGAUAAAUUAUGGCAAAGCACUGAAAAUCAGAGUAAAAGCUCUUCCACCGGAUCACCCUCAUAUCGCCGACACAUAUAACAAUAUCGCUGGUGUACACCAGAACAAAAGAGAAUAUGAUUUAGCUUUGAUGAAUUAUGACAAAGCAUUGAAAAUCAGAGUAAAAGCUCUUCCACCCGAUCACCUUCAUAUAGCCGGCGCAUAUAGCAAUAUCGCUAAUGUACAAGAUGACAAAAGUGAAUAUGAUUUAGCUUUGAUGAAUUAUGACAAAGCAUUGAAAAUCAGUGUAAAAGCUCUUCCACCCGAUCACCCUCAUAUCGCCGACACAUAUAACAAUAUCGGUAUUGUGCAGCUGAACAAAGGUGAAUAUGAUUUAGCUUUGAUGAAUUAUGAAAAAGCAUUGAAAAUCAGAGUAAAAGCUCUUCCACCCGAUCACCGUGAUAUCGCCGACACAUACCGUAAUAUGGGGCUCGUGCAUGAAGCAACUCGUACUUGGGAAUCCGCAUUAGAAUAUCAUAACAAAGCAGCAACAAUAAGACGCAAGUCGCUUGCAACAACGCAUCCACAGAUGGUAACCACUGAGAGCGACAUUCGAAGAGUGAAAGCUCAAUUAAAGUAG
Molecule: messenger RNA, 1686 nt
Organism: Didymodactylos carnosus
Lineage: Eukaryota; Metazoa; Rotifera; Eurotatoria; Philodinida; Philodinidae
Source: the annotation of a GenBank genome assembly